This is a messenger RNA of Mercenaria mercenaria, 1434 nucleotides long. Its product is annotated as craniofacial development protein 2-like. Bases 1 to 1434 code for a protein of 477 amino acids. NCBI's taxonomy places the organism in Eukaryota, Metazoa, Mollusca, Bivalvia, Venerida, Veneridae. The record is from RefSeq and is a predicted model, not a curated record. Gene Ontology annotation, cellular component: nucleus. Gene Ontology annotation, biological process: chromatin remodeling. The transcript has a single exon. Gene Ontology annotation, molecular function: catalytic activity.
AUGGCUAGUUGUACAUCAAAAUCUCACACAGGCGGUACCGGUAGCAGUCAUAGGUCUGCCGGUGGCGUCUCGGGCUUGGCUGACUCUCGGGUGCGGGAGGCAGGGUCCGGCCAUCGUGGCGAAUCCAACGAGCACCCGACCAAGUUCAGGGCAGCAACUUGGAAUGUGGGUACCCUGAAGAAGAGAGGCAGUGAGGUGGUGGAGACUCUGACCCGGAGAAGAGUGGACCUCUGCUGUGUGCAAGAGCAUAGAUGGGCUGGCAGUCUUUCAGCGAAUCAGACCCGCCAAAUCAAAGGAAAGGACUCUAUAUACAAGUUCUUCUGGAGUGGAAAUGAUAGGGGUCUAGGAGGUGCUGGAAUUCUGUUGGCUGAGAAAUGGGUCGACAAAGUGUUUGACGUUCAGCGUGUUUCCGAUAGAAUCAUUCUCAUGAGACUUGUCAUAGGCAAGGUUGUCUUCACCUUCCUAUCCGUGUACGCACCACAGUCCGGGCUAUCUGAAACUGAGAAAGAGCGCUUCUAUGACCAGCUACAAGGAGUUGUCACCAAAAUCCCUGCAUCAGAGAUUCUUGUUCCAUCGGGGGACUGGAAUGGCCAUGUAGGUGCUAAAGGUCAAGGUUUUGAGGAAGUUCAUGGUGGUCGAGGAUUUGGUAUCCGUAACACCGAAGGAGAGAGAGUGUUGGAGUUUGCCUUAGCAAAUGAUCUGGUUAUUGGCAACACCUGCUUUAUUAAGAGAGACAGUCACCUUAUCACAUACUGUUCAAGUAAUCACAGAACACAGAUAGACUACAUACUCUAUCGCAAGAGUUUCCGCAAAUCAGUUCAAAAUGUGAAGGUCGUCCCAAUUGAGGAAUGCAUCCAACAACAUAACUUGGUUGUUUGUGACUUCACAGUUAGCAUCCCCACAGCUAAAAAGCGCAAAUUCAUUCCACGUAUCCGUACCUGGAAGCUUAGGGAUCAAACCGUGGCAAAUGAAUUCCAUGCUACCUUCAAGGACAAAGUAACUGAUGAUGCAAACAUGGAUUCUGUUGGUUCUGUGGAAGAUGUGUGGGCAAGAUUCAAAAACCCACUUCUUGAAACAGCCUCUGAAGUGUGUGGUCUUUCUAAAAACCACAGGUGGAAAAGGGAAACCUGGUGGCGGGACGAUAGGGUUGAAGAUGCGGUCAAGGCCAAGCGGGUUAGCUUUAAGACAUAUAAAGCUCUGGUUAAAGCAGGCAACAAAACCGAGGCAACAAAGGCUAAGGCUGCCUACAAUGAGGCCAAGCGGCAGCAAAACAUGCGGUUUGGCAGGCAAAGUCAGAAGCUGAGAAGGAACAGUUCGCUUACAUCUCUCCGAAUGAUAGCAGCAUCUUCAAGCUUGCAAAACAAAUGGACAGGACAAAUCAGGAUGUUGUGGGUGAAAAGUGUGUUAAGAAUGAUGCGGGAGAACUAUCUCUGA